AUGACACCCUCAAAUACUGAGGAGAAACCAAGCAUGGUCGAACAAAUGCAUACUCAGAAUGAAAAGAGAGAGGAAAGUAUAGACUAUACCCGUCGUCAAUCCUCAGACGAAGAAUCAACUAUCGACUCUGAGCCUAAUGAGCCUAACGACCUCUCCCAAAUUCCCACCAACGCGAGCGCUUUAGCCCGCACCCUAUCAGUUGUACGCACUCGGGAAUCUGGAAAGUCUCUCGGUCCGCCCCCAGAUGGCGGUUUCCAAGCCUGGACACAAGUUGCGUUGGCCCAUUUUGUCAUCUUCAAUACCUGGGGCUAUAUCAACAGCUUCGGUGUCUUUCAAACAUACUACUCGCAGACGUUGGGUCAUCCCCCUUCCGAUAUCUCCUGGGUAGGAAGUAUCCAGAUCUUCUUACUCUUCUUUAUUGGUACAUUUUCUGGCAGAGCCACCGAUGCGGGCUACUUCAAGGUCACGUUGGCCUGCGGUGCCUUGUUGGAAUGCUUUAGUAUCUUCAUGACCUCGUUGUGUACCAAAUACUGGCAGUUGUUUUUGGCUCAGGGUCUUGGACAAGGAAUUGGGUGCGGACUUAUGUUCUGCCCGACGUUGGCUUUAAUCUCGACCUAUUUUGUGAAGAAUCGUGGUAUCGCAAUUGGGAUUGUUGCGUCAGGCUCUGCGACGGGUGGCCUAGUCUUUCCCGCGGUGAUUAUGAAGAUGUUGCCGCAGGUGGGAUAUGGAUGGACGGUCCGAACACUGGGGUUUAUCUCGUUGGCGACGUUGACCCCCUGCGUGCUAUUCCUGAAGCAGCGUCUUCCACCCCGUCAAAGUGGCCCAUUAGUUGAAUGGGCUGCAUUCACAGAGCUGCCUUACCUGCUCUUUGCCAUUGGGAUGUUCUUGAACUUCUGGGGACUGUACGUUGGAUUCUUCUAUAUCGGCAGUUUCAGCCGUAACAUCAUCGGUGUAUCGACAGACAGAUCGAUUGAUUUGCUAUUGGUCAUGAACGGAGUUGGAUUAAUCGGACGCCUGGUUCCCAAUCUACUCGCGGAUCAGUUCACCGGUCCUCUCAACCUGCUGAUUCCCUUCAGCUUCGCGACUGCUGUUGUUGGCUACUGCUGGGCCGCGGUCAGUGAUACGUCCGGGCUAUGGGCUUUCGCAGUCUUUUAUGGACUUUUUGCCGCGGGCAUUCAAUCCCUGUUCCCGGCGACCCUCAGCACCCUCACUACGGAUCUCAAGAAGAUCGGAGUGCGCAUGGGCAUGGUGCUCAGCGUGGUGGCGGUGGCGGCCCUCAUUGGGUCACCGAUCGCUGGUGCACUGGUGGUCCAUGAUGAUGGCAAUUACCUUUAUGCUCAGAUGUUUAUGGGGACUGCGAUCGUGGCUGGUGGCGUAACGUUGAUCGGGGCCCGAGUGACUAAAGUGGGCACUGGUCUCGCGAGAGUUUGA
This is a messenger RNA of Penicillium soppii, 1431 nucleotides long. Its product is annotated as putative MFS monocarboxylate transporter. The transcript has a single exon. Gene Ontology annotation, biological process: transmembrane transport. Gene Ontology annotation, molecular function: transmembrane transporter activity. The record is from RefSeq and is a predicted model, not a curated record. Lineage: Eukaryota; Fungi; Ascomycota; Eurotiomycetes; Eurotiales; Aspergillaceae. The coding region runs from base 1 to 1431 and encodes 476 amino acids. Gene Ontology annotation, cellular component: fungal-type vacuole membrane.